Molecule: messenger RNA, 1562 nt
Organism: Strongylocentrotus purpuratus (purple sea urchin)
Lineage: Eukaryota; Metazoa; Echinodermata; Echinoidea; Camarodonta; Strongylocentrotidae
Product: tumor necrosis factor receptor superfamily member 16
Exons: 10
Coding region: 61-1440 (459 amino acids)
Biological process (GO): positive regulation of canonical NF-kappaB signal transduction; positive regulation of JNK cascade
Cellular component (GO): plasma membrane
Molecular function (GO): signaling receptor activity; protein binding
Source: RefSeq, a predicted model, not a curated record
AUCCCCUCCUUAGAAAAAUGUCGUCGCAUCGACGGCGUAGAAUAUAGAGCUCGAACGUAAAUGAUGGAUAAAACCCGGGAAAAUGCCCUUCGCACAUGGAUAUUUCUUCUUGUGAUAUUCCUCAUAAUACUUCACUGUGGAAGCGCUGAUGAGGACCAGCAUGAAACAGAGUCCAAGGCUGCUGUUUCCAUGAUACCUGACCAAGGCCCUCGGAGAGCGGAGCGUGAUGUUAGUCAGAGCAACCCUAAUGACUGUUACCCAGACGAGUACUUCAGUGACUACUACUGGAAGUGUAUAGGUUGUACCCGAUGUUCACGCGGGACUCAACACGAUCCUCAAGAGCCCUGUGGAAACGGCCGCGGCCAGGAAGCACACUGCACACCUUGUGAUGAAGGCUACUAUCAAAGCCAUGAAGGCAUAGCUGUCCUGACUUGUCGGCCGUGCUUGACGUGCGACCAGCGCGCCGUCAUAGAAAGAACCUGCUCCCGACAACGAAACACAUUGUGUGGCAAAUGCCAGAAAGGGUGGUAUUACAAUGAAACCAAUGCCUGUGUGGAAUGCACCGAAAGAGACCUGGCUGACCCAACCAACGAGGAUUGCUAUGUCAAACCAGAUCCAACUCCAGGACCAAAUCUAACUCCUACCGGACCACAAUCAGGUCCAGGACCCAAUCCAGAUCUUUCAACAAGAGCUCCUGUACCAACAGUGGAUGGAGCAUCUUCAGAGCCUCUCCCAAUUAAGCCUGCUCAGGGGAAAGCUGUAAACCCGCAGACUCAGAAUGCAUUGCGUGACUGGCAUGUUGGACUGAUCUGUGUAGCUGUUGCCGCUUCACUAGUAGUUCUUAUGGCUGGUUUUAUCCUGUACAAACUGAAAAACAAGAAGAGAAAAGAUGUGCCUCCUCCUGCAAAUGUUCAUGAGAUGGAAAACUUGUACGUUGGACCUGAUGAGCAGAAACACAAUCAUCAUAGACCUGGUCCCUCAGGUCCGCCAUCGGAUGAAGCCAACAAUCCUAUGGGUGGUCUCAUGCCUCCAUCUUCACAUCUGGAUCCAGCAACAGAAAGCAUACCUGGUCCACCUGAGGGCCUUCCAGUGGAUACCAGUAUUAACCAAGAUGGACACCCGACACGCAACUUUGUCACCACUGACACCACACACGUACCACAACCCGGGCCAGAAGAUUUAUCCAAUGAUGGCCCACCAUCUAAUUUCCAUUCCUUGAAGUCUUUUCAACCUGGGGACUAUAUAGCAGGUUUCCAAGUCCCAGCUCGACAUGCAGAUGUUAGCCAGUCCCCCGAUGAGAUGGUUGACCCCUGUGCUCAGAUGGUUGACCCCUGCGAUCAGGUCACACGCUACGAGGACCAGAGUCUCCAGUCAGGUUUUAAAUCUCUUUCCUCCUUUCUGCAUCACAAUACACCCGGAUCCCCUCAUAGACUAAUCUAAUUGUUUCCACUUUGUCACCAUGCUGCCAUUAAAGGGGAAGUCCACCCUGGUAUUAAGUUGAUUUUAAUAGAAGCAGAAAAAUUAAAGAAACACGUCUGUGAAAGAUUAAAAAUAAGAAAGUU